AGCUGGCUUGGAGACUUGGGCUGUUGACAUUCUUGGCUGGGGUUUCUCUGAUUUGGAAAGACUUCCCUCCUGCAAUGUGGCCUCUAAGCGUGACCAUUUUUUCCAGCUUUGGAAAUCCUACAUCAAAAAGCCAAUGAUAUUGGUUGGACCAAGCCUUGGUGCUGCUGUUGCAAUUGACUUUGCAGUCAGCCAUCCAGAAGCUGUCGAAAGGCUGGUUUUGAUUGAUGCAAGUGUGUAUACAGAAGGCACCGGAGAUCUAGCAAGCAUGCCUAAAAUGUUAGCCUAUGCUGGUGUAUAUUUAUUGAAGAGUCUCCCACUGCGCUUCUAUGUAAACUUUUUGUCCUUCAGUGGCAUAUCACUCAGUAACAGUUUAGAUUGGGCUAAUGUGGGCCGCUUGCAUUGUCUGUUUCCUUGGUGGGAGGAUGCAACUGUGGAUUUCAUGAUGAGUGGGGGUUAUAAUGUUAGUGCCCAGAUAGAACAGGUAAAACAGAAGACUCUUAUCAUAUGGGGUGAGGAUGACCAGAUUAUUAGCAGCAAGCUUGGAGUGAGAUUGCACUGUGAACUGCCAAAUGCAGUUAUACGACAAAUACCAGAUUGUGGACACCUUCCUCAUGUGGAAAAACCAAGCUCUGUUGCUAAAAUGAUUGUGGAAUUGGUUCAACAAGAUCAGCACAAAGAGGUUCAAUGUAUUCCUCAAUUUUGAAGGCUUACUUUUCAGCUCUGCUUAAUACUGAACGUACUUGUGUCCCAUUCCCAACCUCAUGGUUUCGUGGCAUUCACAAUUUCCAAUCCUGCCAUGCUUUUCUACAACUAGGGUUUCUCUUGUGCAUCUUUGAAAAGCUAGGUUCAUGUUUAAAGUGUGCCAUCUCAUGAGAGUUGAGGUGAUAAUCCAGAAUUUGUAGCAUGGUGAGAUGUAUGAUCCAUGAUUAGGAUAUGUAAAGACACAUCCUCCACAAAACUCAGAUACCUUAUUAGUUGAACAAGUAACUAGCAGUUUUACUUGCUGUCAAUUGUAACUUUCUAUCA
Molecule: messenger RNA, 1026 nt
Organism: Prunus avium (sweet cherry)
Lineage: Eukaryota; Viridiplantae; Streptophyta; Magnoliopsida; Rosales; Rosaceae
Source: RefSeq, a predicted model, not a curated record